This is a messenger RNA of Lotus japonicus, 1538 nucleotides long. Its product is annotated as flavin-containing monooxygenase FMO GS-OX-like 4. Bases 39 to 1409 code for a protein of 456 amino acids. Gene Ontology annotation, molecular function: N,N-dimethylaniline monooxygenase activity; NADP binding; flavin adenine dinucleotide binding. The transcript has 7 exons. NCBI's taxonomy places the organism in Eukaryota, Viridiplantae, Streptophyta, Magnoliopsida, Fabales, Fabaceae. The record is from RefSeq and is a predicted model, not a curated record.
AUUUAUUUAUAUACAACUAACUUAAUUAAAACCCCUCUAUGCCAAUCAAAUUCAUCAUGUCCACCGCACCCCCACUUCUCACGCCGCGCCACGUCGCAGUAAUCGGCGCCGGCGCGGCGGGUCUGGUAGCAGCGCGCGAGCUCCGGCGAGAAGGGCACCGGGUGGUUGUUUUCGAGCAAGGGGAGCAAGUGGGUGGCACGUGGGUGUACACUCCGGAGGUGGAAUCGGACCCUCUCGGUCAGGACCCGAAGCGGAGGAUUAUCCAAUCGAGCAUGUACGAGUCGCUCCGAACGAAUCUGCCUCGGGAGAGCAUGGGGUUCAGAGAUUACCCGUUCGUGAGGAAAGAUGGGAAGGAGAGGGAUCCGAGAAGGUACCCGGGUCACAGAGAGGUGUUGAUGUAUUUGAAGGAUUUUGCUGCGGAUUUUGAGAUCGAUGGUGAAUUGGUGAGGUUUCAGACGGAGGUGGUGUUUGCUGGGUUGGGUGAGACUGGAAAAUGGAGGGUCACAUCGAGAUCAUCCAAUGACAGUGAUUGUGUGGAUGAGAUUUAUGACGCUGUGGUUGUUUGCAAUGGACAUUACGCUCAGCCACGACUCGCUCAUAUCCCAGGCAUUGAUGCAUGGCCAGGGAAGCAGAUGCAUAGCCAUAAUUAUAGGACACCUGAGCCAUUUCAACAUCAAGUUGUAGUUCUAAUAGGUAGUGCUGCUAGUGCGGUUGAUAUCUCUCGAGAAAUCGCAACGGUAGCUAAAGAAGUCCACAUUGCAGCUCGGUCAGUUGAAGAAGAUAAACUUGGAAAGGUUCCUGGCCAUGAUAAUCUGUGGCUUCAUUCUAUGAUUGACAGUGUUCAUGAAGAUGGGAAAGUGGUUUUCCAAGAUGGAAGUGCAAUUGCUGUAGACUGCAUUUUACAUUGCACAGGGUACAAGUAUGAUUUUCCAUUCCUUGAAACCGAAGGCUUGGUGACUGUAGAUGACAAUCGGGUAGGACCAUUGUACCAACAUGUUUUUCCACCAGCGUUAGCUCCAUGGCUUUCAUUUGUUGGGUUGCCUUGGAAGGUUAUUCCUUUCCCCUUGUGCGAACUGCAAAGCAAGUGGAUAGCUAGUAUCUUGUCUAAUCGCAUUGCCCUUCCUUCUCAAGAGGAGAUGGCUAAAGAUAUUGAAGCAUUUUACGUGUCCCUUGAAGCAUCUGGCACUCCUAAGAGCUACACUCAUAACUUGGCCUUUGUUCAGUGGGACUACAAUAACUGGAUUGCGGAUCAGUGUGGGGUUCCUGCAGUUGAAGAAUGGAGAAAGCAAAUGUACAAGGCCGCGUCUAAGAGCAAGCUCGUGCGACCUGAAUCUUACCGUGACGAGUGGGAUGACGAUGACAUUGUUCUACUAGCUCAGCAGGAUUUUGCCAAUUAUUUGAGAGAAUGAAAUUUGAUAUUUAAAAGUAACAAUGUAAUGAUAUGUUUAUAACUUAUCCAUUAAUUAAGAUAUGAUAUUUAUAUGAUCGAAUAAUAUAUUCUCACAUUCAAGACUUGAUAAGCAGUAAAGUUUUCUACA